This is a messenger RNA of Amphimedon queenslandica, 638 nucleotides long. RefSeq lists its product as uncharacterized. The transcript is spliced from 4 exons. Gene Ontology annotation, molecular function: protein binding. The record is from RefSeq and is a predicted model, not a curated record. Bases 20 to 511 code for a protein of 163 amino acids. NCBI's taxonomy places the organism in Eukaryota, Metazoa, Porifera, Demospongiae, Haplosclerida, Niphatidae.
GAGGAAGCGCCUGGGCUCCAUGAUCUCCUCCGAACAAGGCUCCGAAAACCGUAACUCUGAUAUCAGCUUUGAGUCUUCAAGUGCCAGCGAUCAGUACAUGUCAGGCGGUAGCACCUCCCCUCAGGAGAACGAUGAUGAAUACAUUGCAAUGCAAUCUGCUGUUGAUCCCGAAUACUUACAAAUGCAAGCACCUUCCGAGCCUACCUACAUCUCACCAGCUGACCCGCCAACAUUCGGACAGCAGCAAUCUUACUCUGACAUUACCAUUGAAGAGCUAACGGACCCUAAUGGGAGAUUCAUCAAGAGAAGUGUUGAUAUUGUGAGCGAUCCCGUGGGAUAUGGUUUUGUAAUCAGAGGCUCAAGACCAGUUUAUGUACACACAGUCGAUCCUAGUGGACCAGCUGCCAGUAUAGGACUACAGGUAGGAGAGAAUAAAGAGAGAGAGAGAGAGGGUGACGGAGUUUUUAAAGUGGGAGGGAGGGCAAAGGGCAGGCAAGAAAUAAGCCACUGAAUCAAGAAAAUAGAGAAUAUCACAUUGUGAUUAUAUGCUAGGUUUUGUACAGGAUUUCAGCAUAGUGCUCAUACAGGUUUGAGUUACUCAAAAAUCAGGCCAAAGUCCCUGUACUAUUAUAGUACAG